CUUUAAUGAACCUUUAAAUGCAUCCUUCAAGUCAUCGCCGCGUCUCCACUUGCCCUUUGGGAAACGAAUUCAAUCGAUGACAUUCUUCGUUUCAGUGUUCUGCGCCGCGGUCUGCCUGACGGGUGCUCAGCAGCAGUUCACGUAUGAGAACAAUGGCGCCGAGAAUUGGCCGUUGGAGUUCCCGACCUGCGGAGGAGACCGUCAGUCCCCGAUCGACGUGAACCGCGUCACCCCCGCCGACUUGGGACCCUUCCAGUUCCAUAACUAUCACCUACCCGCUGAUAUCACCGUCACCAAUAUGGGACAUACUGCCCAGGCGACCCUGAACAUGGGAACCCCACCGACACUGACCGGCGGCGGGUUACGGGCGAAGUACGUGCUCGACCAGCUCCACUUCCACAGCGGCUCCGAGCACACCUACGAGGGCACAAGGUACCCGAUGGAGAUGCACAUGGUUCACCACAAUAUCAAGUUUAGGAAUUUUACGGAGGCUGUCGCCUCGGGGGAAGAGGAUGCUGUCGCCGUCCUCGCCUUCUUCUUCGAGGUGACACACCACCCGAACUUGGCUUGGGAUAAUCUGGUGAGAGCGCUGGCCCACGUGAAGGAGCCGGAAACAUCGCAACAGGUGUUCCCACCCACCCCGCUGUGCUUGUGGCUGCCCCAAGACCUGAGCCGCUUCUACCGGUACUACGGCUCGCUCACGACGCCGACCUGCGAUCAGGUGGUCGUCUGGACGCUCUUCUCCAACGAUAUCCCCAUCAGCCAUCACCAGAUAGCUACGAUCGGCGCAGCCAAAGUCACGUCCUUAUUCUUUCUCACGAAUCAAUUCGUCGUUCAACUGCAGUUGGAGCAAUGGAGGCACCUGAAGACGCCGACGGGGAACAAGCAGACGAACACUUUCCGACCGGCGCAACUCCGGAACGGCCGCGAGAUCCUCUUCAACCAGGGAUGGUGGUCCUAA
Molecule: messenger RNA, 961 nt
Organism: Darwinula stevensoni
Lineage: Eukaryota; Metazoa; Arthropoda; Ostracoda; Podocopida; Darwinulidae
Source: the annotation of a GenBank genome assembly